Eufriesea mexicana is the source of this 1992-nucleotide messenger RNA. It is a transcript of the gene ZC3H3, whose product is annotated as zinc finger CCCH domain-containing protein 3. The record is from RefSeq and is a predicted model, not a curated record. Gene Ontology annotation, cellular component: nucleus. NCBI's taxonomy places the organism in Eukaryota, Metazoa, Arthropoda, Insecta, Hymenoptera, Apidae. The transcript has 7 exons. Bases 1 to 1992 code for a protein of 663 amino acids. Gene Ontology annotation, molecular function: metal ion binding.
AUGAUAACUAUGGACGAGAGAUUAAUUAAAGAAAUACAUUACUUAACGCGUUUAAUAGAAAAUCAUAAAAAAAAAUCGUCAGAUAAAUUAUGUUGUGUAGAAAAACCUGUUAUAAAUCAAAAUAUAAAUUUUUCAAAAUCUGAGAAAUAUGUAAAUUUACUUCAGAAAUCUCAACAGUUACCUAAAAUGUGUAAUAGUACUUCAUGCAACAUGUUAACAAGCACUAAUGUAUAUAUUAAUCCAAACUUUAAACCUCAAAGUUCUGCAAUAUAUAUCAAUCCAAAAUUACGUAUGAAAUCUUUUGUACAUGUUAAUCCAAAAAUAAUGAGAAACGUUAUUGAUUCUAAUGAAAAUAUGCAAAAUAAUUCUAUAAAUAUGAUGAGUACAAAUUCUAUACAAAAAUCAGUACAUGUUAAUCCAAAAUUAGUGAAAAAAUUGUCUUCCUCUAUACAACCAAAACCAGCAGAACAUAAAGAAAUAGUGAUACAAAAUAUUACUCAUCCUGUUUGUUCAAGACUCAAAUUUGUUAAAAGUACAAAUUCUCCAAAGGUUAUUCAUAAUCAAAAGAAAAUAAACAAUUCCAAUAUCUUAGUUUUAUCACAAAGAAAACUUAUACGUGUAAGACGAGGAUCAAGAAAAUCUUUUAGUACUUCACAAGUUGAACUUUGUAAGAUUAAAAAAUCCUUAAAUUCAAUAGAAAAGAAUGUUAAACCUACUUCUCAAAGAAUUAUGAAAACAAAAUCAAUAAAUGCUAUACAGCAGUCAAUUAGUAAAGGUUCUAACAUUGUAAAAUCAACAGUUGCAAAACCUAAAAUAAACAAGUACAGAAUAGAUCGAACUGCACCAAAAACUUCAAAUAUCAGAAAACAUGCAAAUCUGAAUCAAAAAAAGUCUAUGUAUGUAUCUUACAGAAAUAAUAAAAUGCAAUUAAUUACAAUUGAAGGAGUUGUUUAUAAAUCUUCCAAAAAUCACUUAGUACGCAAAAGUUAUGGUGCAAAAAAAAAAAGAGUAAUAAAUUUGAAACUUGACAAAUUUAUUAUUGCCACUAAUGGUAAAAAAUUAUGUAGAAUAAAAUCUAUGAAAGAAACAUCAGGAAAUUCAAGUACAAAAAUUUUAAAUACAACGAAUGGAAUUAAAUUUUCAUCUAAUAUGUCGCAAAAAAUAAAUUAUAAAAAUAAUAUAAGCAAUAAAGUCAAACAGAGAAGUAUACAAAUACUACGCAACAAAAUGCGAAAAAAUAAUCAGCCAUGUUUAAUAUUUCAAAAAUUUGGAUUUUGUUCAAAUCAUGAAAAAGGAAUUUGUGUAAAACGUCAUGAUAAAAAACAAAUUUCUCUUUGUAAAAAAUUUCUUCAAGGAAAUUGUUUAUUAGAUAAAUGUCCACUAUCUCAUGAUGUAGGUCCAGAAAAAAUGCCAACUUGCAAGUACUUCUUGGAAGGUUGUUGUACACGGGAUGCAUGUCCUUAUCGUCACAUCAAAGUUUCUUCCAGUACACCAAUUUGUAUAGAUUUUUUACAAGGAUAUUGUGCCAAGGGUAGUGAGUGUAAGCAGCGUCAUGAAAAUCUAUGUCCAGAAUUUGAGAAAACAAAAAAAUGCAGCAAAGGUACGCAUUGUCCUUAUCCUCAUAAAUCACAAUCAUCUUCUAAGAUACAAAUUCAUUUAAAAAGAAAGUACAAUAUGCAUAAUAAUCAAGCAACAUCUCCUAUUACAAAAGAUAUUUCAACCUCUAAUAGUGAAAACAGACUUAGAUAUUAUGAACAAGCAAAUACUUUAAACAAAUCUCUUGAUAAAAAAAGAGAAAGUAUAAUGAAAAAAAUUAAACUUAUGAAAAAUGUAGAGUCAGCAGAUUAUAUUAAUAUUCGAAUUGAAAAAUCUGAUAAUAAUACAAAUUCAGAAAUAAAUGGACAUAGUAAUGAAUCAGAAACUAUUUCUGAUCCAAAGAUAUUGAAACGUCCUCCAAUUGGUGUUCUGCCUGCUUAUAUACCUAUUGAUUAA